UUUGACAUAUGACUUUUGAGUUUUGAGUUUAUGUUUACAAAAAUUACCUUAUAAAGCAAAGAAAAAUCAAAUAUAAAAGCCAAACAAUAAUAAUAAUAAAGUAAAACCUAUUUCUAUAACCUCCACAAUGAAUUGUCUUGAUAAUGUUACAUUACCUAGCUGUGUUUGGUUCGAAAGCGGUGAAAAACGUAACAUUUUGGCAUCCAUUAUUUCUGGUAUAUUGUUCUCUGCUGGUUGGUGGUUCAUAAUAGAUGCUGCUUCAGUGUACCCUGGUGAGCUCAUAGGUUCUUCUCAUAUAUGUGGAGUCAUGGCAACCCUCUCCCUUGUGAUGGUCAACUCUGUAACCAAUGCACAGGUUAGAGGUGAGACAUACACUGGAGGCUGCAUGGGACCAUGUGGGGCUCGGCUAUGGUUGUUUAUGGGCUUUGUAGUUGGUUUUGCAUCACUCAUUGCCUCUUGUUGGAUUCUCUUUGUAGAAUAUGUCAAUGCAGGAAACGACAAACACGUGUGGCCUGGCGUAAGUUUAUUUCUACAAAACGCCUUCAUAUUCAUCGGAUCUCUCGUAUUUAAGUUUGGCCGUACUGAAGAUAUGUGGGGCUAAAGAUGACAGUUGCUCCAACAGUUGCAUAAUAGAUAAUGUAAGAUAAAAUAUUUUGUAUCAAUCAUUGUUAAUUUUAUUAUUCUUUUCUAUAUUUUUCUGAAUGUUAAUUAUCAUUCUUUAAAAUCUGAGUCACAAAUUGAUUUAUUACUCAUGUUUAUAAUUUGAUUAACAGAUUUUAAGUAAUUGCUUAUUAUUACACAACCUAGAUAAGUUAGAUAUGGGUCAGGUUUGGAUCUGGUACUUAUAAGAGCAGGCAAAAUUAUGGAAUCUAGCUACGUACCUACCGGUUAUUUUAGUGGGACCCAAAAUUGAGACAAAUAUCAGAUGAGACCAUAUUUUACUAAGUCAAUGUGGCGGAGAAACAAAGUAUCUCUUUUAUUACACAAUUAUAAUAUUUAAAGUAUUUUAAUAAUGGUGUAAUAAUUAAUUCUACACAAUUGGGAUCAGAUCGACUUCUAUCUUUCGAUAGAUUAAUCCUGCCUAUAAAACAAGUGUUAUAACAACAAUCUUCUAACGUAUAUAUUCACGGGGAUUGUUGAUAGCCGAAUUUCACUUUCACACACGUGUUUCACUCUUAUUAGUCGUUCCCUCAGCAGAUCGUGACUCACAUUCAAUUGGUCAACGAGCUGUCUACAUUCGUUUCGCUCCGUAGCCACUCAGGUGAUACUAUUAUCACACUCGGCUUUGCCUCGUUUGAUACACCCACAUUCGUGUUUUAAUACCCCUAAUUACACAACAGUUGCAUAAAUAACUAAAAUGUAUGAGGUGCAUCUAAUUGCAGAUUAAAUAAAAAAAAUUAUGUGCCAACACGAUCUGAACCAAUUACGACAUUAGUGUUUUAUUAAAAAAGAUUAGUCUUUUAUUGGUUGGCGAAUCUUGUAACUAGGUUUGUUGCACCGGGUUUGCUUAGUUUAUUAAAAUGUCAUUAAAAUUACUGUCCACUGUGAGAGUUACCCAAAAAUAUGUUGUGAAAUACUCAAGCCUUUGUCCAUUUGAUACUGCCUCUACAUCCUUAAUGAUAAUCAUCCAAAAACCUAUCCCUACUACCACUUACUAAAGAUAUUAUAAUUUGUGUGCUUAUAUUAAUCAUAAAAUGGCAAACAUAUUUUAUCUUGUCAUUCCAUUGGCAAAUGAGAUUUUUAUCAGUGUGUUUGAACUUGAGCAGAUGAAACUGCUCAGUAUGAAUAUAGACUUAUGAACAUUCUAAUUAAGACAUAGAAAAUAAAAUCCACAAUUUCUUUAUUGUGUCUACUACAGACUGAGUUUCAUUCUUCAUGAAAAAAUUGUAUAAGAAAGGGUACAUACCUAUUUUUACAUUACCAGUGAAAAUGAAUACAGUAUUAUAUCUACGGACUUGUCAAAUUAAAACAAUGUUAUAUUUUAUAUCAGUAUAUUUACAUCAUUAACAUUUAAAUGUUUUAUUUGUUAAAAGAAAUAUUCAAACCGUUAUGUUGUAACAUAUUUUCUCAACAUUAAUUUGCUUAUAGGUUUCGGCAUAGCUCUUAAGAAGUAAGUAAUAUGAAUGUGGUAUAUCUCAUGUACACAUUAAAUAAUUAAUUAUGCCGAAUCAUAUAACAUUAUAACAUAAAUAAUAACUAUUGCUUUGGUAUUAGAUCAUUAAACUUAUCUAAAUAUAGAUCUUAUUAAAAUUAUGGUAAAA
Messenger RNA from Leptidea sinapis, 2261 nucleotides. Its product is annotated as transmembrane protein 50A. The coding region runs from base 128 to 601 and encodes 157 amino acids. The transcript is spliced from 4 exons. Gene Ontology annotation, biological process: protein targeting to vacuole; late endosome to vacuole transport via multivesicular body sorting pathway. The record is from RefSeq and is a predicted model, not a curated record. NCBI's taxonomy places the organism in Eukaryota, Metazoa, Arthropoda, Insecta, Lepidoptera, Pieridae.